GGAAAUCGCUGAAAAGUGAAAUCCGACAUCUUUGCGCCUUUGCGACGAUCUGAACCUCACACCUUCGAUCCUAUACAGCACACAGCGCUCUCAAAAUCAUCUUGUGUCGACACAACAGUCAGUGCUAGUCACCAUGUGUUUCCACAAGUAUUCUCACUACCAGGUCUGCAAGCACAUCGCUUGCUGCAGCAUUGACAUCUGCCAGGAGAUGGUCAAUGGCUUGCGCGCUGGCGAUUGCACCGGCCACGAAUUCCGGAACUCAUACGACCCCGUGAAGGGAGACCUCUGGGGCAUGUGCGCGGAGUGCGCUGAGGCUGGUGCUGCUGAUCAGCGACCCUCUGGCUCCUGCGCCAUUCACCCUCAAGUCCAAGCUAUUCCGCUUCUCAAGGAGUAUGUGGAUGAGUACGUGGCGCGUGCUUCGGCUGCCAACUCGUCCGGUCUCUCCACCGGCGUUCCAUCAGUGGAAGCGAUCAGUCUCGCGGCGACCGCAUCCUCGAAGCCAGCAAGCAGCCAGAGGUCCACCCAGUCGGGCUCUUUCCGAAGUUUCCACUCGGCGCGCACGUCUCUUAGCGAAGACAGCGACGACGGGUACCACCCCGAUGUCGAGCCGGGCUUCGACUGCUACAGCAGCAGCGAGAGUAGCAGCACUAUGGACGAGGAUGACGAGGACGAUUGCAUUGUCAUAUCGCAGCUGUCAGACGAGUCGCUGCUGGCCCAGCCGCUCCUGCUCGACAGUUCCAGACCUACUACCAGUGGUUCCAGUACCUCGCGCUACCCAGGCUUCUUCAGCCAGACGAAGUCGUCGACUGAAGCCCUCUUCGAAUCUGUCUUCCGGGGCGAGAACGAGCGGCUCGCCGAUGACAAGCUCGAGGCGUUGAAUCAAUCCAACGUUGGGCGAGAUUUUGUGAAAAGGAAGCUACCAGCCCUGGACCAGGCCAAUCUGAGAGCACCUGCUCUGGAUCGGGUCCCUACCGUGACUCCGUCGCCGGGCUUCAGGGAAGACCUUUCGCGCCAGAAGCCGGCCUCUCCGGUUGACUUUUUGGCAUCGGAGGGAUUCGUAGGGACCGGCUUCAUCCCUCCCAAGGAGAGCCGGCUCUACCCUGCUGUGACUGGCACCGGCACCAGCUCUGGUAUCACCGCCCCAGCUCCGACCCCGGUGCCAGCUAGUCCGCAGGGACAGAGCAUUCCCACGGCACCCCGGGCCUUCUACAACAGACCCCAAGGGACGACAACGGGGCCUACCCUGGACUGGAACGGUGCUCCCCAGCCUGGCUACCAACCUCCCAGCAGCGGAAUCACCAUCCAACCCAUAUUUGAGAACCCCGGAGGAGUGCCUUCACUCCAAAUCACCGCCCGGCUCGAAGAUUUCUCUCAGACCGGCUUCACGCCCUACCUCCCACCCCCCAUGGGGAUGGGGAUGCACGGUCAGGCCCCAAACCCCGGCCUGCUGCCUCCCACCUACCACCCCAUCACACCAACAGCACCACCUCAAUACCCACAACCUCCGUACGGGAGCUUCCCUCCCCAACCCCAGCUCCAGGUCCAGCCCCAGGUCGCGGGCUUCCGGCCCCAACAGCCCCCCCAAACCUUCACGGGGCCAUCCUUCACCGGCUACCGCGAGAACAAUAACCGCAUCGCCCGCCACGAGCGGCGCCGGCCCGCCCGCCGCGGAGGGGGUGGCAGACCGUCCCAAGACCGACGUAAAAAUAGCCCCAUGCGCGUUCGCCGCAUCUACAACAACCAGCAGCAACAGCCGCGAUGGACGCAGCCGGAGUCAGCCGCCGCCGCGGCGCAUCACUGGCGCACCCAGGAAUCGAUCCAGCAGCAGCAGCAGCAGCAUCAACAGGCAAUCAUGCACCAGCUGCAAGAGCAAGAGUUCCAGAAUCUGCAGCAGCAGCAGGCCCUCCAGCAGCAGCUUCAGAGGCUGCAGCAGGAGGAGGAGGAACGGUCCGCAGCGGCGGUUCGCCACCAGCCCCAGAACGGCACGACGGGGCUAGAGCUACGCCCCGUCAAUCCUCCCGCCACUCCUCCCGUCGUGCAGACCACCAUCCUCGAAAGGGCGCCGUAUAGCCCCGCUCCCGGGGAGACUGUCAGCCCCUCCGCGCUGGCCGGGUACUCGAUGGACGUGGACCAGAGGAAGCCUGAGUCUGCUUUCCCCGAAAAGUGAGAUGGGAGUUACUCGCAGGAUUACUGGAAUGGGAAGUUCUUUACAAGGUCUUUGCUGUCG
Molecule: messenger RNA, 2227 nt
Organism: Aspergillus aculeatus ATCC 16872
Lineage: Eukaryota; Fungi; Ascomycota; Eurotiomycetes; Eurotiales; Aspergillaceae
Exons: 1
Coding region: 134-2167 (677 amino acids)
Source: RefSeq, a predicted model, not a curated record